Tripterygium wilfordii is the source of this 1503-nucleotide messenger RNA. Its product is annotated as peroxisomal (S)-2-hydroxy-acid oxidase-like. The transcript has 12 exons. The record is from RefSeq and is a predicted model, not a curated record. Gene Ontology annotation, molecular function: oxidoreductase activity; FMN binding. NCBI's taxonomy places the organism in Eukaryota, Viridiplantae, Streptophyta, Magnoliopsida, Celastrales, Celastraceae. Gene Ontology annotation, cellular component: peroxisome. Bases 201 to 1304 code for a protein of 367 amino acids.
UCUUUUUGGAUUUACUCUCAACAGUUCUCUGCCUAUAUACAAGCAUUUGUUUUCUUUCCACUCUUGCAAGUGUGUUGAGAGUUCUCUCUCUAACAUUAUCUCCACCCUGUGUUUCAGAGCUCCAAUAAUUCAUUUCCUUUUAUCUCCUAUUGGUGUGGACGAGAGAGCAGGGUAAAGGGUCCAAGUAAUCCAUCGGAAAUAUGGAGAUAACCAAUGUUACUGAGUAUCAAGCGAUUGCAAAGCAGAAAUUGCCAAAGAUGGUGUAUGACUACUAUGCAUCUGGGGCAGAGGAUGAAUGGACCCUUCAGGAGAACAGGAAUGCCUUCUCUAGAAUUCUGUUUCGACCACGAAUUCUUAUUGAUGUAAGCAAGAUUGACAUGACCACAUCUGUCCUGGGCUUUAAGAUUUCCAUGCCAAUCAUGAUUGCCCCGACAGCGUUCCAAAAGAUGGCUCACCCUGAAGGAGAGUAUGCAACAGCAAGAGCAGCUUCUGCAGCUGGCACAAUUAUGACACUAUCCUCAUGGGCUACUUCCAGUGUUGAGGAGGUUGCUUCAACUGGACCUGGCAUUCGCUUCUUCCAACUCUAUGUGUACAAAGACAGAAAGGUGGUUGCACAGCUUGUGAGAAGAGCUGAAAGGGCCGGUUUCAAAGCAAUUGCCCUCACUGUAGAUACACCAAGGCUUGGUCGCAGGGAGGCUGAUAUCAAGAACAGAUUUACUCUGCCACCGUUUUUGACUUUGAAGAAUUUUGAGGGCUUAGACCUUGGAACGAUGAACAAGACCGAUGACUCUGGACUUGCAUCAUAUGUUGCUGGCCAAAUUGACCGAUCACUUAGCUGGAAGGAUGUGAAGUGGCUCCAAACAAUCACCCAACUGCCAAUUCUAGUGAAGGGUGUAAUUACUGCUGAGGACGCUAGGCUAGCCGUACAAUAUGGAGCUGCCGGAAUUAUUGUAUCCAACCAUGGAGCUCGGCAGCUUGAUUAUGUACCUGCAACUAUUAUGGCUUUGGAAGAGGUUGUAAAAGGUGCACAAGGGCGAGUUCCGGUUUUUCUUGAUGGUGGAGUCCGGCGUGGAACAGACGUCUUCAAAGCAUUGGCCCUCGGUGCAUCUGGAAUAUUUAUUGGAAGGCCAGUGGUGUUCUCAUUGGCUGCUGAAGGUGAGGCAGGAGUUCGUAAAGUCCUUCAGAUGCUUCGAGAUGAAUUUGAGCUGACAAUGGCACUAAGUGGUUGCCGCUCGCUCAAGGAGAUAACCCGUGAUCACAUUAUGACUGAUUGGGACCAUCCUCGUGCUGUUGCCAGGUUGUGAGCCCUGAUGCUAUUGCUAUGAUUCGCUUUGCAUUGAAAUUUGAAACUGAAUAUGAAAGCUUUAAUAGUCUGUAACUCUUGUAUGCUGUUAAACAUUACUCAACUUAUAUUCGACGGACAUGGACGGAUACAUAUAUAUUGGGAAGAAUUUAAGCCUGUGUAAUGAAAGGAACAUUAUUUGGCCACACCUACUUGGUCUC